This is a messenger RNA of Durotheca rogersii, 1466 nucleotides long. RefSeq names its product HIRA-interacting protein 5. The record is from RefSeq and is a predicted model, not a curated record. Gene Ontology annotation, biological process: iron-sulfur cluster assembly. Lineage: Eukaryota; Fungi; Ascomycota; Sordariomycetes; Xylariales; Xylariaceae. Gene Ontology annotation, molecular function: iron-sulfur cluster binding; iron ion binding. Gene Ontology annotation, cellular component: mitochondrion. The transcript is spliced from 2 exons. The coding region runs from base 1 to 1032 and encodes 343 amino acids.
AUGUCAUCACGCUGGCUUCGCCGGCCAGCCGGCACCUUACUAUCCACAAUCACAAGGACAAUCCAGCCAGCCGCCUGCUCUCCGCUCUACAGUGUGGCACGAAGAUCACAUACAAGCGCGCAGGCACUGGGUAUCGCGGCGAGGCCGAGACUCGCCUCACCACCGACCUCGAAGUCAUCGGCCAUUACGCCAUGGGGUGCCCGCGGCAUAUUUAUUCAGACCGAAAACACUCCGAAUCCCGACGCUCUCAAGUUCUUGCCAAACCACAAAGUGGUACCUCCCGAGAUUUCCACGCCUUUUAUCGAAUAUCUCAACCCACGGAGCACUAUCUCACCACCGUAUCCGUCCCCCCUAGCUGCGGAGCUGAUGAAUAUCGACGGGGUGAAGUCUGUCUUCUACGGACCUGACUUCAUUACCGUGACGAAGGCGUCAGACGCAAACUGGGUGUACAUCAGGCCCGAGGUUUUCAGCAUGAUCACUGAGACUUUGACAUCCGGCCAACCAAUAGUCUCUGAGAGCAAGAAGGAGGGUGCCGAGGGAGACCAGGAUACGAUAGAGGCCGACAGCUUAAGCUACGACGAAAACGAUAGCGAGGUCGUAGGUAUGAUCAAGGAAUUGCUUGAGACUCGAAUACGGCCUGCGAUUCAGGAAGACGGCGGGGAUAUCGAGUUUCGUGGCUUCCAGGACGGGUAUGUGAAUCUAAAGCUGAGGGGAGCAUGCCGGACGUGCGACUCGAGUACGGUGACUCUGAGGAAUGGGAUCGAGGGGAUGUUGAUGCAUUACGUGAGUUGCCCUUCUAUCGGUUUGAUCCUAGCCUACCACUCUGCUGGCGCAGCGGUCUCAGCUCUGGACGUUGGCAGACAGCGCACGCUAAUAGAAGAGGUCAAGGGAGUGCACCAGGUCAUGGACCAGGAGGAGGAGAUCGCAAUGAAAGAAUUUGCAAAAUUUGAAGAGAAACUCAGGGCACAGAAGGGACCCGACGCAGCUCCAACGACACCCGGCAAGGACUCACUAGAUUCUGUCCCCGGAUGAGCUAGUAGAAAUGUGUGGCAUGCGCUCAUCCGACGUAGAGUGGGAAUUAACCCCGAGCACAUCAAUUUACGGGUAAUAAGAAUAUCCUGACCCUAUUCUAACGUUCUGUGAGGCGACAUUGAUCAUGGGUCUGGUGAGAUGUUUGACAAGCCAUCGCACCGAGCAGAGUUCACUCCUGGUGGCGACCUGUCGACAUCCCGAGCGGGUGCCCAUGCGGUCGCCGAUCGGUCAGCACCUAGGACCAGUCGCCUCGACCACCUAAGUUUUGACGAGGGGACCCGAUCCGUCAUAUCCCCGUUCGAUAUACAAGGAGGCCGGUAUCUGGCUAGCUUCGGUCGCUGGCGAUAGGCACUCUGCAUACAUAGCCGAGAUCUCUCCAAGCCGGUCAUUGUGUUGCCCCUCGAAUCUCGCCCUGAUGCUCAAGUUUCGGUGCC